AUGGCUGCCAUCCGGAAGAAACUGGUGAUUGUUGGAGAUGGAGCCUGUGGCAAGACUUGCUUGCUCAUUGUCUUUAGCAAGGACCAGUUCCCAGAGGUGUAUGUCCCUACGGUGUUUGAGAACUAUGUGGCAGAUAUUGAAGUGGAUGGAAAGCAGGUAGAGUUGGCUUUGUGGGACACAGCUGGGCAGGAAGAUUAUGAUCGCUUGAGGCCUCUCUCCUACCCGGAUACCGACGUUAUACUGAUGUGUUUCUCCAUUGACAGCCCUGAUAGUUUAGAAAACAUCCCAGAAAAAUGGACUCCGGAAGUCAAGCAUUUCUGUCCCAACGUGCCCAUCAUCCUGGUUGGGAACAAGAAGGAUCUUCGAAAUGAUGAGCACACAAGGCGGGAGCUAGCCAAGAUGAAGCAGGAGCCAGUAAAACCCGAAGAAGGCAGAGAUAUGGCAAACAGGAUUGGUGCUUUUGGGUACAUGGAGUGUUCAGCAAAGACCAAAGAUGGAGUGAGGGAGGUUUUUGAAAUGGCCACGAGAGCUGCUCUGCAAGCCAGACGUGGGAAGAAAAAAUCUGGGUGCCUUGUCUUGUGA
Molecule: messenger RNA, 582 nt
Organism: Rangifer tarandus platyrhynchus (Svalbard reindeer)
Lineage: Eukaryota; Metazoa; Chordata; Mammalia; Artiodactyla; Cervidae
Source: the annotation of a GenBank genome assembly